UCAUCAGUUAUUAUACCUAUAUACUGCCAUGGCCCGCUGCUGGACGCGGUGCAGAUGGCCGGCCUCUACAACGACUCCAAGACCUUCGUGGACAUGAAGAUCAAGGUCUCCGCCAACAUCACCAUGGAACACUUCCAGGAGAUGAUGAACAAGACAGGUUCGCGGCCGACCAAAGCGGACAUCAUGGAGUUCGUCAUCCAGAACUUCGAUCCUGAGGGCUCGGAGUUCGAGAAGUGGAUCCCGCCUGACUGGCAUGAUGACCCUGCAUUCCUGAAGCUGAUCAAAGACCCUCAACUCAUGGACUGGGGGAGAGAACUGCAUCAGCUCUGGCUGCAGCUGGGCCGGAAGAUGAAGCAGGACGUCAAGGAGAACCAGGACCUGUACUCAAUCAUCUACGUGGACCACCCUGUGAUAGUACCUGGCGGCAGGUUCCGCGAGUUCUACUACUGGGAUUCCUACUGGAUAAUCAAGGGUCUGCUGCUGUCAGAAAUGAGGUCCACAGCCAGAGGAAUGAUCUCCAACUUUCUGGACAUCGUGGAUAGAAUCGGGUUCAUUCCUAAUGGCGGCAGAAUAUAUUAUGUUAUGAGAUCUCAACCGCCACUCCUGAUCCCGAUGGUCCAGCUAGUGAUGCAGGAGUCUUAUGACGAGGAGUACCUCCGGCAGCACAUCCACACCAUGGACAAGGAGUUCGAUUUCUGGAUGACCAACCACACUGUGGAGGUCGAACAUAAGAACCACAAAUAUAAGUUAUUACGGUAUAAUGACAUGUCACAAGGACCAAGGCCAGAGAGUUACAAGGAAGACAUCGAUGUGGCCAGAAACCUGGAUACCCUGGACAAAAAGGAAGAGUUGUACGCAGAGCUAAAGGCGGCUGCUGAAUCUGGCUGGGACUUCUCAUCGCGGUGGUUCAUCCUCAACGGAACCAAUAAAGGCAACCUCACGAACCUCAAAACACGCUCCAUCAUCCCGGUGGACCUCAACGCCAUCAUGUGCUGGAACGCUGACAUCAUGCACGGCUUCUACGCGAAACUCGGCAAUGUUGACAAGGCGGAGUAUUACAAGAAUGUGCAUGCGAGGCUCAUGGAAGCCAUUGAUAAGGUCCUUUGGCACGAAGACGUCGGCGUAUGGCUAGACUUCAACCUGGAGUCCGGUCGGCGAAGAGACUACUUUUACCCGUCCAAUGUCGCCCCGCUUUGGACCGGCAGCUAUGACCGAGCGAGAAGUGAAUACUAUGUUAAUAGAGUCAUCAAUUAUCUAGAUAUUAGCAAGGUGGACAUCUACGAGGGCGGCAUCCCCACCACGUUCGAGCACUCGGGCGAGCAGUGGGACUACCCGAACGCGUGGCCGCCGCUGCAGUACAUGGUGGUGGAGGGGCUGGCGGGCUGCGGACACGCGGCCGCCACCAGGCUCGCCAGCGAGAUGGCCACCAAGUGGGUGCGCUCCAACUUCGCUGUCUGGAAACAGAAGACGGCUAUGUUGGAAAAGUACGACGCGACAGUUUUUGGAGGCUACGGCGGCGGCGGGGAGUACGAACUUCAGACCGGGUUCGGUUGGACGAACGGAGUUAUCAUGUCACUGCUCACUAAAUAUGGAGCUGGUGAUUUAGACACGAUAUCGGCGUCGGACGCGUUCGGCACCGGCGGCGGCGCCGAGUCGGCGGCCGUGGCGGCGCACGUCGGCGCGGGCGGCGUGGCCACGGCGCUGCUGGUCGUGGCGGCGUCGCUAGCUGCGGGGACGUUAGGAAUAAUGAUGUACCGAAAGCGUCGAGAGUACCAACCGCUGUCGACUAUCGGAGAAAACGUGAAAUUCCUGUCUCGGCCCUACACGGAGCUGCGCAGUAUGAACGGCACCAAGACUAGACUACGGUGAAUCUUGUAUAUAGUAUCUAUCGGCAAUGAUAUUAUGGACCACCCCACACUAGCGUCAGCGUCUAGUCAAUUCUAUGGCUGCUGCUCGACGCAACGUUGGCGCAACUGCGCAGCGACGCCAUUUUAUAUAGCGCUGACUACACGCCGACGCUAAGACGCUAGUGUGGGGCGGCUCUAUAACUCCAUGGGGUCCGAGGACAGUCGUACGCAGAAAACGAAACGAAACACUAUUUCCAUACAUUAUUUACAUUUAUCUUAGCGUUUUCUGCAUACGAUUGUCGUCUUAGCCAGGCCCACAGAUAGGUUAUAGGCCGAAAUUUAAUGUACAAAAUGUACAGUUGCUCUUUAGUAGCGAAAUACAAGCGAGAAAUGUACACGUGCUAACGAGCUCCCGCACACCGAAAGAGAAAGAGACAAGCUUACGUUCGAGUUUAACAAAGAAUGGUAUGCGAAAAUUAAUCAUGAAAAACAGAUUCAUUCGUAAUGGAAUAAAUUAUGGAAGUAUUUUUUGUGCUCCUUAUGUAUGAGUAUAACCUAUAGUUAUAUAAUAUCGUUUUCUGUGACGGGUGAUCGGUGAUCACGUGAUGCUUUGAAAACUGAAGUGUCAGACGCUUCGGCCCGGACCCGGACCGUUCUAGCGUGAGUCAUCUCGGUAGAUCUCUUGGUGUAAGUCCCCCAAUAGUUAAUACAGCACCCGGGUAUAAAAUUAUAUUGCACAUCGGUUUUUGGAAAAAGACAAUUUACUGUUUACGAUGAUUUCCGAACAUGUGUUCGGCCGCAUAAGCUGAAGACGCCAGUUCGAUUCCGGCCUCGGCCACCGGUGGUGUUAGUCACUCUUUCUUUAGUGUAUGACAGUGUAUGACAGUGUAUGACAUCUAUUUCAGUGUAUGACAUCUCUUUCCAAAGACCGAUGUGCUAUUACUGGGUACUGUGCAUACAUUAUUGGCUUUUGGAAAUGGUUUUUGCUUCAUAAACUUCAGGAAAGGACAAUAUUUUCUAAAUACAAUGAUGGCAUAAUAGUAAAAUAAUUAUAAUAGUCGUAAUUUGUCGUAUCACCUCGUUUUGAGAGCACUCCCCUGACUGCCGCAGCCAGUAUCGGAAUCCUCGGCGUCGACAUUUCGAGUGAAGUCCAGUUCCGCGGCCAUUUAGAGGGUAAGGCCAAAUUAGCCUCAAAAAAGCUCGGUGUGCUCAACAGAUCGAGACAGUAUUUCACGCCGGCCCACCGCCUACAGCUGUAUAAAGCGCAGGUUCGCCCACACAUGGAAUACUGUUCUCAUCUAUGGGCAGGGGCACCCCAAUACCAGCUUCUCCCUCUGGACCGCAUCCAGCGAAGAGCGACUCGAAUUGUCGACUGCCAGCGUACUUCGGAACGGCUUGACUCCUUGGCGCUGCGUAGAGAUGUGGCCUCGCUCUGCAUUUUCUAUCGCGUGUAUAACGGGGAGUGCUCCGAGGAAUUGUUCGGAUUAAUCCCUGCAGCUUCUUUUCGCCAUCGCCCUACGCGAAAACAUUACCAUCCUCACCACUUAGAUGGUUGGCAGUCCUCAACUGUGCGUUUCUCUAGAAACUUCCUGCCUCGCACAGCUAAACUGUGGAAUGAACUGUCGCCUGCGGUAUUUCCGGACCGAUAUGACCUUCAAACCUUCAAGAAAAGAGCGUAUUCCCAUCUUAAAGGCCGGCAACGCACUUACAACCCCUCUGGUGUUGCGGGUGUCCAUGGGCGGCGGUAAUCGCUUUCCAUCAGGUGAUCCGUCUGCUCGUUUGCCUCCUAUUUCAUAAAAAAAAAAAAAAAAAAAAAAAAAAAUAGAUCAACCAAAAAGACCGAUGACUUUGUGUCAUAUCUUCGAUAAGUUAAUAUUAGAAGAGGUACCACUUUACACUUCUUCUGCAAUCAAUACAUCUUUACUGUCACUAAAGAGUUAUUGAUUGAACUGAAUCAAUUCGAAUAACAUUUCGAUCAGUGUAAACUCAGUGAGCAAAGUGACCAAUCUCGAAAAUUUAAUUUUACUAACAGUCUAAAAAUAUGGGUGCACUCAUCCAUCUUAUCAUAAUCAAAAAUAUGUCCCAUAGCUCUUAUGUCAGCGAAUUAAGAACUAUGGGACAUAUUUUUGAGUAGGUAAGUACUCCCAUAAUUUUACACUUGACUGUACAAAAGUCGAAAUUGUUAACAAAUUAAUUAUAGAUGAAACUAGAAACAAACGUUGGAUAUUUAGAUAAUGGAGUCUGUAAAAUAUCAGUUCUUCAAGUGCUGUGAAUGAUUUAAACCUUGUAUAUAUAGAUUUAAGUGCUAAUAUCCUUUAACAUGUACAAUUUAACCGUCUCAGUUUUAUUAUGUUUAAUUAUUUAAUUCUCUGGUCUUUAUAAUUAUAUUAAUCGAAGCUCAAACUUGUUUAAAGCAAUAUUUUGUAUACUUUAUGUGAAUGAAGUUUUGAAAUCACGUUUUUAUUCAAGUAGUGUUUGUGUUUUAUUUUUUCGGCGAUUUUAACAAGAAUAUGCCUACAUUUUAUUUUAGGGUAACCCCACACUAGCGUCUUCCGAGCGUCUGCGUCUAGUUAACUCUAUGGCUGCUGCUCGACGCAACGUUGGCGUAACUGCGCAGCGACGCCAUUUUUCAUAGCGCUGACUACACGCCGACGCUCAAAAGACGCUAGUGUGGGGAAUUUCUCGGAGCUAUUUAUGUAGUUGUAUGAUUUGAUUAAAUUGCUUAAUCAUUAAAAUACUGAUUUAAAUGCUCAUUAUGAAAGUGAAACUCUUUAAACCAUGUCUUACUAAUUUAUUUGAGAUUUAAUUCAUUUUAUCAUGGACAGAAUUUGUACUAGAUCUAAAUAUUUAUGGUUCUUCUAUUUGUUUUAUAAAUUGUAGUUUAUCAGUAAAUAUUUGACUUCAUUUGACACUUUAUUCAAAAUAUCUCAAAGAACAAGCCAAAUUUAGACCAAUUUUGUCACAUAAGGUCUCAUCUCGUAGGAUAAGAUGAACACAGGGGCAAGAAGAACAUCCGUAUGGGAAUGUCUCUUAAUCUUCUGUAAUAUUGCUCCAAAAUAAAUUGUUUAUAUCUCAACCUGACCUUAAUGAACCAGCAAUUCCACGACUAUGUGUAGUGUAACUGUAACCGUUUUUAUUUCACUAACUUUUAAUACACACUUAAGGUACUUGCACCUAAGAUGGCCCAUCGUUAUUUUUAUUAUGUUUAAUUGGAAUUUACAGUUUUGUUUAUGGUACUAGCGAACAUGGACGCAAUAUUUAAACCCAUUUACACUUAUACAUGUAUGACAUUGAAAGUAGGUUAGGUGCAAGUAUCUUAUACAAUACUGUGUUUAAUUAUUUGUGACAUAAUCUAGAACAAAGUCCAUACGUGAAACAGAUAGGUAUUAAAUUUACUUUUAUGUAUUUAGGUAUUCAUUUCGAGUAUUAUUAGGUAUACUAGUUGUUAUUAUAGCUUUAAGUAGACAAUUUUGUUUUCAGUUCGCUGUAAAUAGUGUUGAAUGUUAUUUUGCAUUUAUAGAAUAUGUGAUUUCAAAACGUCAUAUGUUUCAUCUUCUAGGCGCUUAUAGAUGUUUCAAAGUAGUUUGGUGAACACAAAUAAUAAAUUAAUUCCUAAGGGCCACGCCACCCCACACUAGCGUCUUCCAAGCGUCUGCGUAUAGUCAACUCUAUAGCUGCUGCUCGACGCAACUGCGCAGCGACGCCAUUUUGCAUAGCGCUGACUACACGCCGGCGCUCAAAAGAAGCUAGUGUGUAGUGGCCCUAACUGUCUAGGUUAUCUUAUAUUUGGAUGGCAUUAUGGACCUAUAACCUAAAAUUAUUGGGUUAUAUACAUAAAACCAUGUGAAAAAUGAGCUUAAAUUAUUUGAACUGCGGUGCUGGCACCGAAGUAGUGUAAGUUUAAAAUGUUGUUUUUUCGAUCUGUUAUGUGUAUUUGAGAAAAGUAUAUUCAUGACAUGUAACCUUAUUCCUAGGUAGAUUAUUUUAACGAAUAACACUGUUUAUUUAUAAAGGAUCAAGUGACGCGAUUGAUUAUUAAACAGAAAAAUUGCCUACAUUUUUCAACUCCCAAUUAAUAAUUAUUACGCCAAUUUGAACUAUAAGUACAUUUUGAUAUCAAAAUCAUGUCAUUACGUAUCAUUCGCAGGAACAUUUCGUACGUACUUUUUCGUACAUGUAUUGACGCGAGCGAGACGCGCGGGCGAAUGAUAAAAAAAAAAUCCAUCAUUUAGAUAUCGAAAUGUGCAGUCAGCUGCAGAGAUAGUUAAACCCCCUGCAGAUAAGUGUCUGGGAGGGUCAUUAAUCUGCAGCUGACUACGUAGCUGCACAUUGAAAUUGGCCUCCAGUUUAAAAUAUUCAAUUUUCACGUAAUUUGCCGUAAUAAACAUUGACUAUGACUAGGUACCUUAAUGAACUGCCUAACAGGUAAAAUUAUUUAUUUUAGAUACAAAAUAGACAUUUUAUUUUGUUAAGAAUAUACCGUGUGACAUCCCAAGUGGUAACUCAGUGACGCAAGUAUAUUUUUACGUACAGUUUUGACUGGACUUUAGUCCUUAUAUUUAAAUAAUCAAUUUAAUUAUUUUAUUAAGACGUCUCUGUAACCCUAUCAUCCCACAUGUGAUAUUUUAGUUUAAUUAUAUGUAUGAUAUGGUUUAUUAUAGCCAUUUUGUUCCUAGAUCGUUUUAGAUGAUUUUAUUCUCAGUUGUUGUUUUUCAUAUAAUUCAUAUUUGUGGGUUUCUAUGUUUUACUAUAGAGCGCAGCCAAGAUAUGCGAACGCUCUGUAUGUUAGGUAUUAGCAUGAAUUUUGACAAAUAAAUAAGAAAUUUUUAAUUAAUUUAA
This is a messenger RNA of Cydia strobilella, 6686 nucleotides long. It is a transcript of the gene Treh-2, whose product is annotated as trehalase-like. Lineage: Eukaryota; Metazoa; Arthropoda; Insecta; Lepidoptera; Tortricidae. Gene Ontology annotation, molecular function: alpha,alpha-trehalase activity. Gene Ontology annotation, biological process: trehalose catabolic process. The transcript is spliced from 14 exons. The record is from RefSeq and is a predicted model, not a curated record. The coding region runs from base 55 to 1869 and encodes 604 amino acids.